GGGCGUUUCCCUGCUGCUCUUACCUUUACACUUCAAGAUCUCACCUGCCUGUAAGGUUGAAACUCCACGGCUGUAAAAUCACUUUAUUUCCACGGGAGUGCCUGAAACUGAAACAACAUGGAGGGCCCCCCCGUCAGAGCGGGAUUCCAGCGGCUGGAGGUGCAGAAAACGACGUGGGACAUCCCGGAGAGAUACACGGCGCUGAGGCCCAUAGGCUCCGGAGCUUACGGGACUGUGUGCUCUGCCAUCGACCAGAAAACAAAGGAGAAGGUUGCCAUCAAGAAGCUGUACCGACCUUUCCAAUCACUCAUCCACACCAAACGUGCCUACAGGGAGCUCAGACUGCUACGACAUAUCCAGCAUGAAAAUGUGAUCUGCCUCCUGAACGUCUUCACGCCAGACUCCACACUGGAAAAAUUCCAAACCUUUUACAUGGUGAUGCCGUUUGUAGCUCAGGAUCUGGGCCACAUCAUGAAGAGGAGGAGGUUAACUGAUCGCAUUAUCACAUACCUGUUCUACCAGCUGCUCAGGGGGCUCAAGUAUAUUCAUUCUGCAGGAAUUAUCCAUCGGGAUCUGAAGCCUGGUAACCUUGCUGUAAAUGAGAACUGUGAAUUAAAGAUCCUGGAUUUUGGCCUGGCCAGACAAACAGAGAGUGAAAUGACGGGUUAUGUGGUGACACGCUGGUACAGAGCACCUGAGGUCAUUUUUAACUGGAUGCACUACAGUCAGACCGUGGAUGUGUGGUCGGCCGCCUGUAUCCUGGCUGAGAUGAUCACUGGACAGGUGCUUUUCCCCGGACAUGACAGUAUUGAUCAGCUAAAGAAAAUCCUCCGCCUCACAGGAACCCCAGACUUCUCUUUGGUUCAGAAGAUGCAGAGCAAAGAUGCACAGUCAUACGUGCUAGGUCUUCCCCCACAGAAGAAGAAAAACUUCAGGGAAGUCUUUCCAGACAUGGACAGAAACGCCGUGGACUUUCUGGAGGGGAUGUUACAGUUGGAUCCAGAGACGAGGCUGACAGCCAAGCAGGGGCUGGCACACCCGUUCCUGGCUGAGUAUUAUGACCCCGAGAGCGAGCCGGACUCGCCGCCGUACGACGACUCUUUUGAGAGCCUGGAGCUUGAUGUUGGAGAGUGGAAGAGUCUCAUCCACAUGGAGAUCAUGACCUUCGAUCCUGACAACCCCAGUCAGACAGCCAUGUAGGACGCCGGAUGUGCUGCUGCCUCCUGCUGUUGUCAUACUUAAACAUAUGGGUCAACGGUGCCGUAAAGCUAAUGGGAACAAAUAAUAAAAAACAAGUAAAUAUCCCAAAAGUUUAUGUUUAGUUGUAUAUAAUAUACUGCUGUUAAAGCCUUUUACUGGAAUGCAGCUUACUGAGUAUGGUGGCCUGUAUAGGACAAUAAAAAGUCUGUAGUCAUGUU
Molecule: messenger RNA, 1418 nt
Organism: Cheilinus undulatus (humphead wrasse)
Lineage: Eukaryota; Metazoa; Chordata; Actinopteri; Labriformes; Labridae
Product: STKc_p38 domain-containing protein
Exons: 12
Coding region: 118-1200 (360 amino acids)
Biological process (GO): protein phosphorylation; intracellular signal transduction
Cellular component (GO): nucleus; cytoplasm
Molecular function (GO): MAP kinase activity; ATP binding
Source: RefSeq, a predicted model, not a curated record